AUGUUGUCUAUGUACCUGUGUUACAUAGCUUUUUGUCCAAUCAAGAUCUUAACCAAAGCUUUUCUGGUUGUAAAGAGGGCUUCAGGACAACAAGCACCAGUGUUUGCACCGGAACAAUUCCCAGCAGAACAAUUCCCGCUUGAUCAGCAAGCACCAGAGUUUGCACCUGAACAAUUCCCAGCAGAACAAUUCCCGCUUGAUCAGCAAGCACCAGAGUUUGCACCUGAACAAUUCCCAGUGGAGCAAUUCCCACUUGAUCAGCAAGCACCAGGGUUUGCACCUGAACAAUUCCCAGUGGAGCAAUUCCCGCUUGAUCAGCAAGCACCAGAAUUUGCACCUGAACAAUUCCCAGUGGAGCAAUUCCCGCUUGAUCAGCAAGCACCAGAAUUUGCACCUGAACAAUUCCCAGUGGAGCAAUUCCCGCUUGAUCAGCAAGCACCAGAAUUUGCACCUGAACAAUUCCCAGUGGAGCAAUUCCCUCUUGAUCAGCAAGCACCAGAGUUUGUACCGGAACAAUUCCCAGUGGAACAGUUCCCGCUUGAUCAGCAAGCACCAAUCCUCAGCAAGCACCAGGACCUUCCUGUAGAAAUCCCAACUGAAUUGCUCAAUAAGGUUAAUAAACUGCCUAUUGAGAAACUUGGAAAUCUACCUCUAGGAAAGCUGGAGAAGCUCCCUUUCGAUAAGCUCCCAGUAGAGAUUCCAGGAAAGUUCUUUGGGCGAUAA
Penaeus indicus is the source of this 723-nucleotide messenger RNA. RefSeq lists its product as uncharacterized. Lineage: Eukaryota; Metazoa; Arthropoda; Malacostraca; Decapoda; Penaeidae. The transcript has 3 exons. The record is from RefSeq and is a predicted model, not a curated record. Bases 1 to 723 code for a protein of 240 amino acids.